Molecule: messenger RNA, 506 nt
Organism: Capra hircus (goat)
Lineage: Eukaryota; Metazoa; Chordata; Mammalia; Artiodactyla; Bovidae
Product: plasma membrane calcium-transporting ATPase 4-like
Biological process (GO): regulation of cytosolic calcium ion concentration
Cellular component (GO): intracellular membrane-bounded organelle; membrane
Molecular function (GO): ATP hydrolysis activity; PDZ domain binding; P-type calcium transporter activity
Source: RefSeq, a predicted model, not a curated record
ACACUGUGGGGACCGGUGAGUAGACACCCCCCACCCUACCCCUGUCCAUGGAAGGCUGGAGGGGGAGUCCCGCGUGCAGAAGCCUGGAUCUUUGCCAAGAAAGAGAGGCUUACAAGCUUCAUACACACGAAAGGACCUGGACCACAGGCUGCUGCUCUGAAGCUUCCUGCACAAGAUAUAGUCGGUGUUAUUCGCAUCUGGACUCUGAGAGAAGAAAGAAAGAAGAAGUGAGGAAGAGAAACGAGAGACUCUGAAUCAGUGGAAGGGAGAGUCCACAUAUUUUGUGUUGAGGGGCUUGGUAACAGCAGGCAAAAUGACGAACCCAACAGAACACACCUUGCCGGCCAACUCGAUACUUGAGAGCCGUGAAGGGGAGUUUGGCUGCACAGUGAUGGACCUGAGGAAGCUGAUGGAGCUGCGUUCAAGUGACGCAAUAGACCACAUCAACAUCCACUACGGAGGAGUGACGAGUCUCUGCAGUAGGCUGAAAACCAACCCUGUGGAAG